Coregonus clupeaformis (lake whitefish) is the source of this 1186-nucleotide messenger RNA. RefSeq names its product collagen alpha-5(IV) chain-like. NCBI's taxonomy places the organism in Eukaryota, Metazoa, Chordata, Actinopteri, Salmoniformes, Salmonidae. The transcript has 20 exons. The record is from RefSeq and is a predicted model, not a curated record. Bases 137 to 1186 code for a protein of 349 amino acids.
CUUGGCUUUCCUGGAUUGUCAGGACCCAAAGGCUCACGGGGUCUCCCUGGGAAUCCUGGGUUCUCUGGACCACCUGGGCAGCCAGGAAUCCCAGGAAGUGAAGGACCAAUGGGGCCAUCAGGAACCCCAGGAUGCAAUGGGACGAAGGGAGACAGUGGAUACCCAGGGUUACCUGGGGUGCCAGGAGCUGUUGGAUUACCAGGUGUUCAUGGAUUACCAGGACUUAAGGGAGACUCCUACUACUUCCCACCCACUGCUGAGGUGGAUGGACAUCUUGGACCACCAGGAAGAGAUGGUGUCAAGGGUCAGCGAGGGUUACCUGGACGGCCGGGUCUUCCUGGACUGGAGGGACCGAGCGGCACUCCGGUCAGGAAUACCUGGGUUAACAGGUGUACAAGGAGAGAAGGGUCAGGAAGGUCCAAGCCCUGUUAUUCCAGGCCCAAGAGGUCAAAAGGGUGACCAAGGCCCUCCCGGGAUACCUGGACAGAAGGGCAUAAAGCUGUAUGCAGAGGGUCCCAAAGAGCUGAAGGGGGAGCCAGGUGAUACAGGAGAGAAGGGGUGUACUGGCCAGCAUGGUCUCCCUGGGCGUCGUGGAUAUAAAGGGGGCCAAGGCGACCAAGGAGAAUCUGGGGCUCUGGGGAAACCUGGGAAAGAUGGGAUCCCUGGGUCCUAUGGAAUUCAGGGUGAGAAAGGUGAUGUGGGCUACCAGGGACCUCCUGGAACAGAAGGUUCAAUGGGUGACAAAGGUGACCGUGGACCCACAGGUCCUCCAGGGGAUCUGAUUCAGAUCAAUAGGAGAAUCCAAGGCUUGCCGGGUUUGCCUGGGCCUCUCGGACCUCCUGGCUAUACCGGUGAUCAAGGUGUGAUUGGUUUUCCUGGAAUGAAGGGGGAACCAGAUCUGUUGAAAGGCAACCGUGGACCACCCGGUCCUAAAGGCAUCAAAGGCAUCCCAGGACAACCAGGGGAUAGAGGCGAGUUCGGAGAAACAGGUGACGUCUGUCGACUCUGCCUGCGCACUAAUGCGUCCCCUGGAUCCCCAGGACCUGCCGGAGAGCCUGGCAGGCCUGGAGAGACAGCUGCCCCUGUAUUUACAACAUUUGUGUUUCUCCAGGACGAGAUGGUGCUCUUGGAUCCAAGGGAUUUCGGGGAGUCAAAGGUCUUCAAGGUCCACCAGGUCAACAGGUGA